This is a messenger RNA of Galdieria sulphuraria, 2075 nucleotides long. RefSeq names its product Striatin-3 family protein. The transcript has a single exon. Gene Ontology annotation, molecular function: protein binding. The record is from RefSeq and is a predicted model, not a curated record. Lineage: Eukaryota; Rhodophyta; Bangiophyceae; Galdieriales; Galdieriaceae. The coding region runs from base 36 to 2024 and encodes 662 amino acids.
AAGAUAUCAAGACGAAAGUAUAGAAUAUUGGCACUAUGAGUGUCACGGCACAAAAGUGCUCAAGUUUGUCUACCCAAGACGCUUUGGUACUUUGUACCAUAGCGUUCAUGGGUUAUGUAUGGAAAAAGUUGUGCGACUUGGAAAGUGGUCACUAUAGUUCAUUGGAUUAUAGAAAACUAUUACGAGCAAGGAGAAAUCGGCUACCUCCGUUAUUAUAUAUUGACUUUAAUUGUUGUUGGCAAAAGUCAAGUUGGUAUGUCCGUGUGAAAAGAGAGUCAAGUCCUUUGGAAGCGGCGAAUUCAUCAACCAAAAAUAGGAAAGAACCGAAGAACAGACAAGUGAGAUUCUCUGAAGCAAAUGAAAUUAUGAACUUUGACGGAGAAAAGAGGUUAACGAAAAGAAAAGGUGAAGUUAUCCGUGGAAUAUUAAGAAACGUAGGUACGAACAGUGAUGCGAAGGUGAAAGAUGGCGUAGUUUCUUCCAUUGCAAGUCCGAAAGAGAUCGAGUAUGACUCCAUGGAACGUUAUGUAACUUUACUUGCUAAAAAGAUUGACCGUAGUAUACGAUUAGAAAUGGAUACUUUGCGCAGUGAAGUACAACAAAUUCGAAGGAUGCUUUCUAAUAGCAGUGAGAAAGAUUUGUAUUGGAGAAAUUCUGGAGAACCUUUGAAAAGAUGGAAAACGUCUGAUGGGGACCGUUUGAACAUCAAUACGAGUGCGUCUUUGUCUACUAAGAAGGAUCUCUUUUUACAAUCUCAACGUCCCGUAACUCGCGUUGAGAAGAGUAAUCUUUCAUUUGAAAAGGAACAUAGAUCUUCUAUAAGAACUGUAACUUAUCUUUCCAAUCACUUGGGAGCAGUUCGAAAGGUUAUUUUAGAGCCUACUGAACUAUCUUGGUCUAAAAUGGAGAGAACAAGUUUUCGUAUUGUUACGGCAUCAGAAGAUUGUACUUUAAAGCUUUGGAAUUUGGAAGCGAAAUAUACUACCAACUCUUCUAAUACUUCAGAACCGUAUCAUUCGAACAAUUCUGAUCGCAAGACGUCCGCAUUAAUGACUAGCCUAAGUUGUGAAAGUAUUCAUACUUAUCGUGGUCACUUGGCACCCAUUUUGAGUGCACAAAUAUUUCCAGAUAUGACAUUGAAUGGUAGAAAUGGUCUGCUUGUAUCUGGAGAUGCUCAAGGCUCUCUCCUCUUUUGGGAUAUUCCUAAUGCUGAAGAAACUGCAGCAUAUAUGAGUUAUCAUCAGUUGUUUCCAUUUCAACGUUAUAUUGUUACAAAUGUUCAUGAAAAGGAAUGCAUUUGGGAUAUUUGUAAGCCUUUGAGAGAUUCUCCUUUGAUGGCAACUGCAGGUGCUGAUGGGACAGUCAAGUUGUGGGACUAUUCUUCUUUUCGAUGGGAUGAUGAAAGUCCUAUUCAUAGAUAUGGUCAAAUGGAACCCUUAGGAAUUAUUCGGUUUCAUCAAUUAGAAUUAAGCUCUAAACAAAAUAGUCCAACUGUAUUUGGAGUGGAUACUUUGUCAUAUACUCAGUCGGGAAAUCUGUUGGUUGGCUCAGAGUUGGGCAUGCUUUGUUGUAUUGACUUGAAAGAAAGGUCCAUAAGUAAUCGAUGGUAUACUAAUCCAUUGGUUUACCCGAGUCAAGAGCGAUUAGGAAGUAUUUAUACCAUUGAGACUGUUAACUCUGUUCAAGUCUUAUUGGGUGGAAGUGCUGGUAAUAUUGUGUUACAAGAUCUCCGAAUGGAAAAGCCAAGUCAGGAAAUAGAAAAGGGUGCAGGUGCUUUGGCAAUGAUUACUUGUAUUCGUUCCUUUGUAAAUAAUUAUUGUAUUGCAUGUGGUGGUAAUCAAGGUAUGGUUAGGUUCUGGGAUAUUCGGAAGAUGGAUACUUGCCUAGAAGACUUGAAUGUGAGUCAAAAAUCAACCCAUCAAGACAAAUGUUGUAUUUGGAGUUUGUUGAAUAUUCCGAAUUGGAAUUGUUUGUUGGCUGCAACUUCAUUGGGUUAUACAUUUAUUUGUUCUAAGGAUAUUUAAUACUUUCUCUAUUGAAAUGUGAUAUAUUUGUUGUGUGUUUUUCUGUUUUCG